Culicoides brevitarsis is the source of this 1884-nucleotide messenger RNA. RefSeq lists its product as uncharacterized. The coding region runs from base 53 to 1006 and encodes 317 amino acids. Gene Ontology annotation, molecular function: protein binding. The record is from RefSeq and is a predicted model, not a curated record. The transcript has 2 exons. Lineage: Eukaryota; Metazoa; Arthropoda; Insecta; Diptera; Ceratopogonidae.
GAAACGAAAGUGUCUUUCAUACGAGCAACAAUUUCCUUUAUUUUUCACAUUCAUGAGUGUUGCUGCAAUGCUUACUUUAUUGGACUUAAACGAUGAUUGUUUGCUGCAUAUUUUGAAAUUCUUCAGUUUAUUGGAACUAAUCAAAAUUCGAGGAACAAGUAAUCGUCUCGAUAACUUACUUCGCCAAUGUCGUCAUAAAUAUGCAAAUUUGAAUUUCAUGGAUUCUCACCAGGAAUACUACUAUGGGUCACCAAAUACGUUUCAUGACGUUUUGCGAUUUUUGGGUCCGACGAUAAAAUCUAUUAAAAUAAGUAGUCGCAAUAAUUCGAGAGAUAUUUCGUGGAUCGAGCAAUUUUGCGUGAAUUUAGAGACUUUAGAAUUUAAUUACUUAAAUUUUGAAAAUGACACAGAGUUUGACAAAUUUACAGCAAUCAUAAGUAAUUUAAGGUCUCUAACAAUUUACAGCAACAAGAAAAAGAAUUUUAAUAACUAUUUCGGGAAUCAAGUGGUUAAUGCACCGAAAUUAGAAGAACUGAGAAUAACUUGCGACUUUAACUGGUGCAACAUGGGAAAAUUUUUUAAAAACAUAAAAAGUCUUAAAUCUUUUAGUUUUCAUAUUCGUGCAAAAAUGAAGCCAAAAUUUUGCCUAGAAUUUUUAAAACAUAACUUACAAUUGAUGAAUUUGGAAAUAUCUUACUUUUCGGUUGAAAAUGGUCCAGACUUGGUGAAUUUUAUUGCGAACGAACUCAAAGGCAUUGAAAGUUUGAAGUUUUAUGCGGGAGAUGUCACAAACUUGGAGCUAUUGGCUGACUUACCAAACUUGAAAAAAUUAUCAGUUUUGAAGAAACAUGAUUCUAAUUUUGAUCCAUCAUCUGCAGUUAAUAACUUACUUGAGAAGUUAAUCGAAAAAAAUAAUCUCCAAAAACUUGAAAUUUCACAAAUUUCUAUUGAUAAUGAUCUCAUUGCAAAAUUAACGAACCUGAAAAGUUUGUCGUUGGAGAUCUAAAAAUUGACGUUCAAAAAUUAAAAACUUCAGAUGAGUUAAAAUCACUUAAUGAUUUUCUUAAAAUGGCAAAUUUAUAUCAAAAUUUAUUUUGGAAGAACCAAGAGCAACUACUUUAAAAUUUAUUUAGAGAAAAUUUUGAUGAGAAAUGAAUAUGUAACGAAUAAUGUAUUAAUUUUUUAUAAAACGAAUUACACAUUUUUAUUAUUAUUUAUUAAAUUCAAUUUAUUUAUUAAAAUAUUUAUUAAUCAACCUUAAAAACUAAUUUUAAAUAUUAAAAGUAAAACUAUGAUUUUUUUUAUUUUAUGCUUAAACAUUUAUAAAUAUUAUAUAACUAAUGUUAAAGAUUUUUAUACAAAAAUUUUAUUAAAAUUAUUAUAUAAAUGUUUUAAUAUUUAUAGCUAAUUUAAUAUGUUAAGCUUUAUAAUAAUCUGGUCUAAAAUAUAAAAUCCGAACACAAAAUAGAGGAAUUAGGAAAUCAUGAUAUUAUAAGGUAUUCAACUAUUACAAUUAAACAAUAAUAUUUUUUUUUUUCGAAAUGCUUGUCAUGCAGACUGACGUUGACUUUUUAUUUAAACGGGAAAAUUUUCCAGAACGCGUCCGUGUGAGAAAAUGGAAACCAGGAAGCGAACGACGUAAUGGCUCUAGUCAGUCGGACAUUAAUCGAUUUUAAGGAGAUUAAUCGAUUAAGUAUUUUAAUUGAUUUUUUAGUUAAAUACUUUUUAGCUUUUAGAUUAAUUAAGAAUAAUUUUUUUCAUCAUCAUUUUAGUCAAUUGUAUGAUGAUCAUAUUUCAAGAGAGACAUUUAUAAUUAGAAUAUUGAGGGAAAUAAAAAUUUUAUAUACUGACAGGAUCUAAAUAUUAUGUUAAAUUUAAGAUCUA